Sapajus apella (tufted capuchin) is the source of this 933-nucleotide messenger RNA. RefSeq names its product zinc finger AN1-type containing 2A (gene ZFAND2A). Gene Ontology annotation, cellular component: cytoplasm; endoplasmic reticulum. Bases 322 to 759 code for a protein of 145 amino acids. Gene Ontology annotation, molecular function: zinc ion binding. Lineage: Eukaryota; Metazoa; Chordata; Mammalia; Primates; Cebidae. The transcript has 5 exons. The record is from RefSeq and is a predicted model, not a curated record. Gene Ontology annotation, biological process: proteasome-mediated ubiquitin-dependent protein catabolic process; protein targeting to ER.
GCCAGUCUGAGGGUUACGUUGUCGGGGCGCGCCCGGAAGCCGCAAGGCCGAGGCGGCUCGCAGAUCGCAGUGCUGCGGAUAAAUGGCCGUGGGCUGCGGGCGGCGAGAUGUCGCGUUCUGCUGUGAGCUUGGGUCUGCGUCCUGCGGCGUCUCGGUGCGUGCGUCGAGUCUCUUUUGGCUUCGCUCCCCGGAGCCGACUGCAGAGGAGGACACCUGCGUGUCCGUCUCCGUCUUCCGCUGCUUCCCGCAGCUGCCUGGGUCCCAAACGAGAGCCAGGUGAUAUUUAACUCUGCCAUCUGCGUUUUGAACACUGUUCUCAUAAUGGAGUUUCCUGAUUUGGGGAAGCAUUGUUCAGAAAAAACUUGCAAGCAGCUAGAUUUUCUUCCAGUAAAAUGUGAUAUGUGUAAACAAGAUUUCUGUAAAGAUCAUUUUAUAUAUGCUGCACAUAAGUGUCCGUGUGCAUUCCAGAAGGAUGUUCAGGUCCCGGUAUGCCCACUCUGUAAUAUCCCCAUCCCAAUAAAAAAGGGACAGGUCCCAGAUGUGGUGGUUGGCGAUCACAUGGAUCAAGACUGUGGCUAUCAUCCUGGGAAGAAGAAAGAGAAGAUUUUUACAUACCGGUGCUCAAAAGAGGGCUGCAAGAAGAAAGAGAUGCUGCAGAUGGUGUGUGCCCAGUGCCACGGCAACUUCUGUAUCCAGCACAGACAUCCCCUGGACCACAGCUGCAGGCACAGGAGCCGCCCCACCAUCAAAGCCGGGUGAAAAGAGACUCAGCUGUGAUGGCGCUGGCUCGGAACACAUGGUAUUGUACGUGGAACCAGCUUAGACUCUAAAGUGGGGAGUGGAGCGACACCGAGCACCGUCCCACACUGAACUGCUCAUCUGAACUGUUUGUUGGGUAGAUGGGAAUAGAAUAAAAUUGAAUGCUGAAGUUGA